Chiloscyllium plagiosum (whitespotted bambooshark) is the source of this 5630-nucleotide messenger RNA. The record is from RefSeq and is a predicted model, not a curated record. NCBI's taxonomy places the organism in Eukaryota, Metazoa, Chordata, Chondrichthyes, Orectolobiformes, Hemiscylliidae.
AUCAGAAGAUGAUGAUGUGUGCUUUGGAACUGUUGUUUCAAAUGAUAUUUCUCCUUGACGAACCAACCUGUCAAGAUCUCUGGAAUAAUGCUCGUCUAGUGGGACAAGGGCUAAUGGACAGCCUGAUGGCAAGUUUGGAAGCUCUAGGGGAAACUCUUAACUAUCACCAUAUGAGCAUUACUACAGUGGAGUCAGAGACUGCUAUAGUGUACCACCGAUUAGCAUUUAUCAGCAUUGCAUUAUUAACUAUACGCCUGCUACAAAUAAUUCUCCCGGUGGAGAAGGCAAGAAAAUUCCUGCCUCAGAACCUAGGAAAUGUUCUGUACUUUCUGUCCGUGGAUCUAUCAUUCCGUUUCAGCUAUCCCAGCGUUCAUGAGUCUGUCACUGUCUUCUUGGAGCAGAUCAGCCAGGAGCAUUAUACGAUAUAUAAGAAUGCAACCGAGAUAAUACAAUCAAUGGAGAAUGUGUGUACUUUUCUCAGAGACCGCAAGGAUGAACAUAAUCUAAUGGAGCUGAUUGAAUUUGCAAACCACGCUUUGGUUUGCCUUCCGUAUCAUCAGCAGCUGAAAAUGAUCCUUAGAUGUGUUGAAAUCUGCUCAAAAAUUUCCAAAUCUGUAGAUGCCAGUCCACUAAUUGAAGCUGAGAGUCGGAAAAUACUCCUGAAACUUUUGUCUCACGCCAUGCCAAUUAUUAAAGCCGAAUGUUAUCGCUGCUGUUUAAAACUCGUGAAGGUUUGCCUUCGAAUCCACAAUGUUAUCAAGCCAGUGUUAUCAAGUUCUAAUGGUAUUAAUUUCCUUCUCCAUGCCUGGGUUUUGUAUGAAAUAGGUACAUUCGGCCUACAGGAUCCAAAUCAACAGGUGAACAGUGCAGCAAAAGAAAUACUUAUUUACUUACUGCAGAGCCGCCUGAUAAUGAGCACUUUCAGCUGGAAUAAGUUAAUUGAAGCGUUAUAUCCUGUGAUUCCAAUAUUGCAGGGGUUUGCAUCAACUGAAGAUCCACUAGGAAAAUGCAUCCUUGCACUGAGUGAACCAUGCAAUGAAGACACAGCUGGCAUUCUGUCACGCACAGCCAGGAUUCGUGCAUCUCUUCGACUUUUUAUGAGCAAGCUGCAUUUAGUCCGCUCUGUAGCUCUUACACACUUGAUGCCACACCUGGUAAAUGAAGAAGAUGCCUCCAAUAAACUGCCUGUGCUGCAAGGAAGUAUAUUGAAUUAUGUGUCUGAUUUGUACAUAUUGGAGAAAUCUAUUGAUUUGCAAUUAGACACUGGCAAAUCUAUUGUCAAGGAAAGCAAUGCUUGUAAAGUAUGUGAAAUCCUGAUCUCUGAGACUGUUGACCUGUCUCUUCGUAAAUCUGCAGCAGAGCAACUGGCUGUUAUGGCACAAGAUGCCAAACUCCAUGCAGUCUUGAAAAGACAGGGCAUCGUAGAAAAGAUUGUUUCAUUUGCACAUGAAAGUGUGCACAGAAAUGGAAAGUGCAUGCAGUGCCUGGUGUUGCCAUGUCUUGCAGUAUUACGAAAGCUGGUUUACUUGGAUCCAGCUCUGCGCCACACCCUAGCUCUGCAGACCUCUUUCCUGCUGACCCUCUUCAGAGUGUCCCUGGUUUUGCAGAAAGACAAAGAAAUUCUUGGUGAGGUGGCAGCUUUGCUAACUCUACUGCUGUUUGAUGAAGUAGCCAGGAUAGAUUAUUGGCCCGAGAACAUCACUGCUCCAACUGCACCAUUCAGUUUACCAGCUAUUGUAACCCAAAGGUACAACUUAAUGGUGAAAGUGCCAAUUCAUCACGCUGUUAGCCCUUACUGCACCGUGGUUCCAUCUUCUUCAAAUCCUAUGAACAUGAAACCUGUGUCUGACAUGUUGAAAGUGGGUUGGAAUCUUGCUUGGUAUGGUGGGACUGAUCAGGUCCUGGAUCAGAAUGGACAUACAGGAAUUGAUACAUCUCCAGAAUUUUUAGAAAACCUGAAGUUAUCUUGUGUCGACAUUGCAAUGCUUAAAACAACCUAUGUUACUAGGGGUUUGCAGGAAUGUCUUGUUUCCAUCACAGAGGCAGUAUCUCAUCGUGCUGUCAGUUCUGCUCUUGCUAGAAUGAGAUUGUAUUUGUUGAAUGACAAACUAGCUCUGAAACAAGGCACUGACUCCACUAUAUCUAUAUUACAUGACCUUGAAUGGCAAACAGCACUGAGCAGGUUUUUACUAGUCCUUCCAGCCUGUGUUGAAGAUGAGAAGCUCUUGGCUGAUGUUUUGGCUUUCCUGAGCAAAAUGUUGAAAGCACAAAGGGAUAGUACAGAUACUCAGGAUCUAAAUCUGCUUCUGGAGCUCCUCCUUAAACAGGAAACCAAUCCACUGAUGAAUUUGUUGCUGCAAACUGGAUCACCAGUGCAAGGUGAAAUGGAUGAAAUUCAAGCCCUUGUUAAGCAGAAACUUCAAAAGGAGCUGACUGGAUUCUUCAACUCAAUAUUGCAAUCUCUCACCUCUGUUACAAGCAGAAAAUGCCUGUUGUUGGCUGGUCCUUUCAGAACCCAACUUUCAGUUAAGCUUCUACAGUGUUUGCGAAUCACAAAUGCACCACAUUUCUAUGGAUUACCUGCAUUGGAGCGGACACUGCGUGGAAUGGUCUAUGUUACUGCUGUUCCUGGUUGGACUUUGCAUUCAACCACUGAGGACCCCUACACACUUUGUAAGAAAUAUUUGAUGGGACUGCUGGAGGUCAUUUCAUCAUUUUAUGUGGAAUGGGGCGGAAAUGCAAUGUCAUUCAUGGGUAAAGGAGUCACAAAGAGUGCAGUUAUCUGCUUGCUUCAGCUGUCCUAUGAGAUGAGAACACAAGCCAAAGAAAAGGAUUGGAUAUCACUGUGGUCUUUGGCAGAUGAACAGAACAAUGAGGAUCAAAUGCCAUCACGACUAGGUCUGGCAUGGCUCAUUCCACUUUGGGUUGAUCGAGACCCUGAGGUCCGUUUUGGCAGUUUGGGUAUUGGAUCUGCCUUGACUCUGGUUGAAAAUGGCUGCAUUGCAUUUGCAGCCAGCUGUCAGAAUAUUUCUGGAGGGUUAUGGGGCACAGUUCUAAACAUCCUUCUGGACCAAUCUGAAUGCAGUAUGGCUCGUAAGGAGGCUGCAUCCAUACUACAGAAUUUACUGAUGAUUCAAAUGCCAGCCACGUUGGAGGAGGCCAAGAAUUCUGUCUGGCAGAGUCCAUGUGUUCAUGAUGAAGAGUCUGGUUUAUCACUAGUUGGAUUGCCUGCUCUCCAGGCUCUACUGUAUCACUGCCAGUUCUAUGAGCGUGUGGCUCAUAUGGCAAAGCAGUGCUAUCUCGGAAGGUACAUGUUCGAUUUGAAUUCUCCAAAACCUACUGGCAGGAAUUUUCUCAACAGCAAUUUAGAAGCAGACAUUGACUCAUUGGAAUAUUGGAGAACAUCAUCUGGUCUAUCAAAUCACAGUCACUUAUCAAGUUUUCCAUCAACGUCAAGUACUUUGAUUUUGCCGUCACCACCUUUAUCAGAUAGUACACCUGAUUUCCAGCGGCAGUUACACGAUUCAGCUGUGUCUCCAAUUCUUAUUCCUGACUCUCCAAGCAAUAGGCUAACAGCUCAAGGUCAGAGUGACUCAGAAACUACCCAAUCACCACACAGUGGGAACUCUCAUGUUUCUGAUCCUCCAUUUGAGCAGUGUGCAGUCAUUACCCUUCAUUUCUCAUCUGCUCUAUGUGGAUUGCUUGCUAACCUACUGGCAACUAUUCCAGAAGAUACAUUAAAUGGAGUCAAGCAAAACCAGCUCCUUGCAGCUUUCCAUGGUCUGGUAAACACUGAUUUACUGGAUAGGUGCCUGUGGGAGUUGGGAGCACCAUUGACUUGUCUUAACCAGUACGAAGAUAUCAAAGCUCAGAUUUUGAGCCACCUUCAGUAUCUGUCUGCAUUUUCUAAUCUGGUUCAACACUGUUUGGUCUUGCAUCCAGAACACACAAUUCAGGAUGACUUACUGAAGCCAUUGUUGUUAAAUAUAUUCACAGUACUUUGUAUACAGUGCAAGGACUAUUUUGGCUGUGAGGUAACAUCUGCUAUCUACCAAGCAUGGACAGACUUGUUUAUGCUUUUGAACACAAUUCUACGGAAAAGCGCUCAGGAUACAUUCCCAGCAGUCGUAACUGCAGUGGCAAAGCAUUGGGCUGCUCUCAUAGAUACGAUUUCCUUGUGCAUUGAGAUGUCUACCACCAGAUCCUGUUUGUAUACAGUAUCCUUACAAUUCAUUUCUCUCCUUCUGACUGAAGAGGGAAAGAGGCAAUGCCAAAUUGGAGCGAUAAAUCACUCAAUCAACUCUCUGACUAUUACUAAGCUUUUAGAUGGAAAUGAAGGGGAUGAAUCAUCAGGCAGCCAGCUCUGUGAGAGCCUAUUAAAGAGCUUUGAGGGUAAAUCAUCUGAUGAUCCUCUCAGGAAGGUUGCAGCAGGUGCUCUUACAGCUUUGCUUCCUGUAAGCAUUUGUGCUCAGAAGCAUGCAUUGGAGGCUGGCCUCAUUGACAGCUGUAUCGAGCAGAUAAAGCAUACCUAUGUACAAUUCAACCUUGAUUCACUGAGACCUGGAAAAGUGAUCCAAAGGAAAAAGGAUGAUAAUCUUAGCAGAGAGCUGAAAAUGGUGAUGCAGUUGCUGAGGAAUUGCUUAUAUCACAAUGUUGAAUGCAAAGUUGCAGCAUCCGAUGCUCACCUUGGGAGUGCAAUUUAUCCACUUUGGCCCUGGUUUUUAAUGGAUGACAUGUUGAUGUUGGCCACUCUGAAACUGUUAUGUGUCUACACGGCAAACCUACCAGCAUCAUGUGUUUCCCUGUGCUGUGGAAGUGGAACACCACUUGUUUCCCAUUCUUCUCAAAGGGGAAUGGCAGGUAACUCCCUAGUUCAUAUGAUCAUGAAGCUAGUCUUGCAGAAGACAUGGGACAACAGCGCAAUUCAACAAAUGGCAUUUGCUGUCCUUUCCAACUUGGCCGUUUCCCAUGAGUGUAAAGGCGUGAUGCAAAAGAGCAAUUUCUUGCAAAACUUCCUUGCCCUACCAUUACCAAAGACAGCAGGAAAACCACUAAGCACUCGUGCUAUGCUUUGGCUGAAACUGUUGCUGAAUAUAUCUUUUGAAGAUGAAGGACAACAGAUUAUCCUGAAGAUGAAUGGUAGUCUGGAGCUGUUGACAGCAAUGUCCCAGCACAAGCACAAGAACAACCAGACUACUGCCUUGCUUGUGCUUCAUAAUAUUUGCUUCAAUCCUGCCAACAAGCCAAAGGUUCUAGCUAAUGAUAAAACCAUGUCAGUACUUGCUGCAUGUCUAGAAAGUGAAAAUCAUACAGUUCAGGCCAUAGGUGCCUCAGCACUUUGGGCUUUACUUCAUAACUACCAAAAGGCCAAAGUUACACUGAAAAAUCCAUCAAUCAAGAGGAGAGUAGAUGAAGCUAAUUUUUCAAUCAAGAAGUGUAACCUUGAAGGUUCUCUGAAUAUUUAUCUUAUGAAGUGUCUGAAAAAUCUUGCAGUUUUGCUGAACAGUUAGUGACUGCAAUGCAGAUGUGAGGAAUUUGUUGUGGAGUAGGGUUCGUCCUGCUUGUAAAUCAUGUAUAUAUUUGAUUGGUGUUCCACUACUUCUUAGACAAUAAAGUUUUCAUGUUCUUUG